Cyclopterus lumpus (lumpfish) is the source of this 1005-nucleotide messenger RNA. RefSeq names its product poly(rC)-binding protein 3. The transcript has 12 exons. Gene Ontology annotation, cellular component: nucleus; cytoplasm. The coding region runs from base 1 to 1005 and encodes 334 amino acids. NCBI's taxonomy places the organism in Eukaryota, Metazoa, Chordata, Actinopteri, Perciformes, Cyclopteridae. The record is from RefSeq and is a predicted model, not a curated record. Gene Ontology annotation, molecular function: mRNA binding. Gene Ontology annotation, biological process: regulation of gene expression; regulation of RNA metabolic process.
AUGGAGCCCACCAAAGUCCAGUCAGAUGGUGGCCUCAAUGUCACCCUUACCAUCCGCCUCCUCAUGCAUGGAAAAGAGGUUGGAAGUAUAAUUGGAAAGAAAGGGGAAACAGUGAAAAAGAUGCGAGAAGAGAGCGGAGCACGAAUCAAUAUUUCUGAGGGCAGCUGUCCUGAGAGGAUUGUCACCAUCACUGGACCAACAGACACCAUCUUCAAGGCUUUUGCUAUGAUUGCCUACAAAUUCGAGGAGGACAUAAUCAAUUCCAUGAGCAACAGCCCAGCAACCAGCAAGCCCCCCGUCACCUUAAGGCUUGUCGUGCCGGCCAGUCAGUGUGGCUCCCUCAUAGGUAAAGGAGGCUCCAAGAUAAAAGAAAUGAGAGAGUCCACAGGGGCCCAGGUCCAGGUGGCGGGGGACAUGCUGCCCAACUCCACAGAACGUGCUGUGACAAUCUCUGGGACCCCAGAAGCCAUCAUCCAGUGUGUCAAACAAAUCUGUGUGGUCAUGUUGGAGUCUCCACCAAAAGGUGCCACCAUCCCUUAUCGCCCAAAGCCCGCCGCCUCCACCCCAGUCAUCUUUUCUGGUGGCCAGGCCUACACAAUUCAGGGACAAUACGCCAUACCACAUCCAGAUUUGACCAAGCUCCACCAGUUGGCUAUGCAGCAAACCCCCUUUACCCCUCUCGGACAGACCACCCCUGCUUUCCCUGGUACUGACUUUUUUUCUUAUCUCAUUGCUCCCAAUUCAGGUUUGGAUGCCAGUCCACCCGCCAGCACCCAUGAACUCACCAUUCCCAAUGAUCUAAUAGGCUGCAUCAUUGGACGCCAGGGAACCAAAAUAAAUGAGAUUCGACAGAUGUCUGGAGCGCAGAUCAAAAUUGCGAACGCCAUGGAGGGCUCGUCUGAGCGCCAGAUCACCAUCACAGGGACUCCGGCUAACAUCAGCCUAGCUCAGUACCUCAUCAAUGCCAGGCUGACGUCUGAAGUCACUGGAAUGGGCACACUCUAA